AUGGAUUACCACCUGCUUGGAUUAAUUUUAUCUUUUCUCUUCAGUGGCACAAAGGUCUUAGCCGGGUACCCAAUUUGGUGGUCCCUCGCGUUAGGCCAGCAAUACACCUCGCUGGGGUCCCAGCCCAUCCUGUGCGGCUCCAUCCCCGGGCUGGUCCCCAAGCAGCUCCGCUUCUGCCGGAACUAUAUUGAAAUCAUGCCCAGCGUGGCCGAGGGGGUGAAGCUGGGGAUCCAGGAGUGUCAGCACCAGUUCCGAGGCCGGCGCUGGAACUGCACCACCAUCGACGACAGCCUGGCCAUCUUCGGGCCAGUCCUGGACAAAGCUACGCGAGAGUCCGCCUUUGUCCACGCCAUUGCUUCGGCCGGUGUGGCCUUCGCUGUCACCCGCUCCUGUGCUGAGGGCACCUCCACCAUCUGCGGCUGCGACUCGCACCACAAGGGACCCCCGGGUGAUGGUUGGAAAUGGGGGGGCUGCAGUGAGGAUGCUGACUUUGGCGUUCUGGUUUCCCGAGAGUUUGCAGAUGCCCGAGAGAACCGUCCAGAUGCCCGAUCAGCCAUGAACAGACACAAUAAUGAAGCAGGCAGAACGACGAUCCUGGAUCACAUGCACCUAAAGUGUAAGUGUCAUGGCCUCUCAGGAAGUUGUGAGGUGAAGACCUGCUGGUGGGCACAGCCAGAUUUUCGGGCAAUUGGUGACUACCUGAAGGACAAGUACGACAGCGCCUCUGAGAUGGUGGUGGAGAAGCACCGUGAGUCCCGGGGCUGGGUGGAAACUCUACGGGCCAAGUAUGCCCUCUUUAAACCCCCAACCGAGCGAGACCUGGUAUACUAUGAGAAUUCCCCCAAUUUCUGUGAGCCCAACCCAGAGACCGGCUCCUUCGGGACCAGGGACAGAACAUGCAACGUCACCUCCCACGGCAUCGACGGAUGCGACUUGCUGUGCUGUGGGCGCGGCCACAACACCAGGACUGAGAAGCGGAAAGAGAAAUGCCACUGCAUCUUCCACUGGUGCUGCUACGUGAGCUGCCAGGAGUGCAUCCGCAUCUACGACGUCCACACCUGCAAGUAACUAACGCAGGGGGUGUUAGGCCAGAGCCUGGGAGCGUCAUUCCUCGCGCGGUGGCCUCGUGUCACAGGAUGGUGCCGAAGACCCCAAUGUACCCGAUAAACUGUGCCAUGAUGUAUAUGGAGACAAGUGUUCCCUUCAUGAAUACCACAGCCAAACUGAGAGCAAGCUGAAGUCUAGCUUCUGUACGGGAGACUCAGCCGUGGGCUCUCCACACCUAAUAGACGUCUCCCAGGCAGCUCAAUGGUUCAGACAUUCCAUAUCCACCUUAGGUCACAUAUUGACUGAUUUUUUUGCUAGUUCCACUCUGUUUGACAAGCGUCAACAUGACAGGCAAUCUGCUCUGGCAAGUGGGGGAGGUGACAGAGGUCAGGACUGAGAUGGAAGAGGUGUGUAACGGACUCACAGCUGGGAACACAUGGGGUGUUUGUGGUCAAGCCAGAGGUGCAUUGGCACAGCAGCUGUGCAGGCUUGGUUUAACUUCUAACACUUGGAUUUAACAGUGUGAAACAUAGGAAAAUGUAGACGUCCUCCUUUCCCCCUUAAGGAACUCCAACCCUUCUGCCACUCUCAGAACCGAGCAU
Molecule: messenger RNA, 1649 nt
Organism: Trachemys scripta elegans
Lineage: Eukaryota; Metazoa; Chordata; Testudines; Emydidae
Gene: WNT3
Product: Wnt family member 3
Biological process (GO): cell fate commitment; multicellular organism development; canonical Wnt signaling pathway
Cellular component (GO): extracellular region
Molecular function (GO): frizzled binding; cytokine activity
Source: RefSeq, a predicted model, not a curated record